Messenger RNA from Dama dama (fallow deer), 2822 nucleotides. Its product is annotated as UL16-binding protein 1-like. Gene Ontology annotation, biological process: immune response; antigen processing and presentation of endogenous peptide antigen via MHC class I via ER pathway, TAP-independent; antigen processing and presentation of endogenous peptide antigen via MHC class Ib. The transcript has 5 exons. The record is from RefSeq and is a predicted model, not a curated record. Gene Ontology annotation, cellular component: external side of plasma membrane. NCBI's taxonomy places the organism in Eukaryota, Metazoa, Chordata, Mammalia, Artiodactyla, Cervidae. The coding region runs from base 373 to 1089 and encodes 238 amino acids.
UGAGCUCUCCCCUCUAUGACCUUCUUGAAAGAGAUUCUUCCCUGACCUCUGAUCAAUUUCUAUUAAUUAGGGAGACCAAAAUGACAAAAUGAUCUAACUAAGACGAUUCUGGCUCUCAGCCCAAGCACAGCUCAAGUGGGAAGAGGCGGCAGCAACAGCCCUUGCGGCGGCGAGGAGGGCAGAGCCCAGAACGGAAGCGGCUUCACCCGGUGACGCCGGCGCCGGCCCGGCCCCGCCCCGGGGUUGGCCUCCGCGCAGAGGAUCUGCCGGCUGCCAGAGAAGUGCAGAACGUGCCUCCGAGGAAAGGAUCCGCUCACCUGACCUGGCAUCCUCCUCUCGUGCAAAACCGAGAUCCAGGUGGCGAAGGGAGCGAUGGGUGGCCCCGAGACCCGCCUUGGCUUCCUGGUCCUGCUUCUGAUUGUCUGCUUCAGCGGGACGCCCGGCGACGCUCACUCUCUGUCCUAUAACUUCACCAUCGAUCCUCAGCCCAGACCUGGACAGCUGUGGUGUAACGUUGAAGGUGAUGUGGACAGAGAGGUUUUUCUGUCCUAUGAUUGUGGUCAUGCUAAGAUCAUAUUCACUAGUCCAUUGGGAGAAGAAGUGAAAACCAUGAAGUCCUGGGAAACACAGAUCGAAACUCUCAGAGACAUCAGGGACCAUCUGCGUGUCUUUACACUGGAGAAACCCAUGGUCACGGACCCUCUCACCCUGCAGGCCAGGAUGACAUGUCGCUGUGAGGAUGACAGACACAUCAGUGGAUCCUGGCAGUUUGGCUUGAAUGGACUAAUGAGCCUCCACUUUGAUUCGGAGAAUGGACACUGGAGAGUGGAUCACCCUGGAGGCAGAUGGAUGAAAGAGAAGUGGGAGAAUGACAGAGAUGUGACCAACUUCCUGAAGAAGAUCUCCAUGGGAGACUGUGGGGCCUGGCUUCAGGCUUUCAUGGGGCGCUGGGAGAAAAUGUUGAAGACCUCGGCAUCACCGACCACGGGCCCCUCUGCAGUCCAGCCCAGGGCCACAGCCAUCAAGUCCAAAGCCUGGAUCCUCCCUGUGCUCCUCACCAGUUUCAUCAUAACUGUCUUCCUGGGCUGAGUCCUUUCCAGGAACAGGAGACGGUGCUCCCAAGAAGCCCACAGGUGCUCUGUCUGCCUUUCUUCUGCUCUUCACUUUAGAUCCAGGAGAUCACACCCCAUGGAUCCUGAGUCUGUUUUCCGGUUACAAUGACACAGUAGAUGAAUCAUCUCAUGGGUUUUAUCACGUUUGACAAAAUCCUACUCAGCAUCUUUAAAAAAAAACAGAAACUAUUUCACCACUUUCUUCUGGUGCUAAGCGAUGGAAUUUCUACACUGAAAUAAUCAGGUACUUGAAGAAAUCUCCACAAACAGGACAUUUUUCAUCAUAGUCUAGUUUGUGGAUAAUUAGACUCUGCCUCGUGACCUCGUUCUUGCAAAUGAUAUUGCAAGAAAAAUACCAUCUGCUCUUAUAGGACUCAGGGAUUCUUUCUGUGUGUGGAGAAAUCACCUCAGCCUAUUUUCAAUAGAACAAAGUUUUAUUUAUGACUGUCUCCCUCAAUAAUUUAUUAUGCUGAAAGUGAAAGUGUUAGUCGCUCAGUCCUGUCCGACUCUCUCCGACCCUGUGAACUGUAGCCUGCCAGGCUUCUCUGUCCAUGAGAUUCUCCAGGCAAGAACACUGAAGUGGGAUGCUGUUUCCUUCUCCAGGGACCUCUCCAACUCAGGGGUUGAACCCUCGUCUCCUGUGUCUCCUGCAUUGACAUUCAGAUUCUUUACCAUCUGAGCCACUGGGGAAGCCUAUUUAUUAUGCUACUGCUACUUGAAUCAAAAUCUCAGUACUCCAGAAAACUUGCAGUAUUUAAGUUUCUCUCUCAUGAGAGAAGUCAUGAUGUGUCACCAUUUCUCCACCUUAUGGGAUUAAAUGUACCUGGUGCUUCUGAGAAAACGUGGUCUGAGCGGAUGCGUGCACCCUGUGUUCAUGGCAGCGCUGUUCCCAGCAGCCAGGCCUGGAAGCCACCUCGUGUCCACUGACAGAUGAAUGGAGAGAGAAGAUGUGGACAUAUAUCCAGUGCAGUGUUACUCAGCGUCAAAAAGAAUGAAAUAACGCCAUAUGUAGCAACAUGGAUGGACCUGGAGAUUGUCAUAUUGAGCGACAUACGUCAGACAGAGAAGCAGAAACACCUUUUGCCAUCACUUAUAUGUGGAAUCCAAAAAGUCAUGACACAAGUGCUCUUACUUACAAAACAGAAAGGGACUCACAGAUUUAGAGGAUGAAUUUAUGGUUGCCAGGGGGAACGGAUGGGGGGUGAUAGUUAGGGAGUCUGGGGUCAAGAUGUACACAUUGAUUUAUUUAAAAUGGAUAACCAGUAAGGACCUCCUGUGUAGCACAUAGAACUCUGCUCAAUGUUAUGUGGUAGCCUGGGUGGGGAUGGGAGGGGAGUCAGGGAAGAAUAGAUGCAAGUACGGAAGUGAAAGUGAAAGGUUAGUUGCACAGUCAUGUCUGACUCUUUGGGAUCCCGUGGACUGUAAGCUGCCAGCUCCUCUGUCCAUGGAUUCUCUAGGCAAGGGAAUACUGGGGUGGGUUGCCAUUUUCUUCUCCAGGGGAUCUUCCCAACUUGGGGUUCGAACCCAUGUCUCUUGCAUUGCAAGCAAAUUCUUUACCAACUGAAUCACCAGGGAAGAUAGAGACAUGUAUGUGUGUGUUAAAUCCCUAGCCUAGCUUCUUUGUGCUGCUCAUUCAGGACGCCUACACUCCUCCCUGUGUGUAUAUUUCCACUUUGCUUCCAUCUUAAAUAAACAAACUGUUUCUCUGUA